AUGUCGUCGAUGUAUAAGAUUCCUCCAGUGAUGCCGGAAGAUUUUGAUGUCAAACCCUUAGACAUCAUGUAUUCUAUACCUAGCUAUCAUAGUACUGCUCCAAAGGAAUCAAGUGCUGAGUGCAAUGGCAUCACUGAGGAUAUGAACGAUCCUGUGAAAAUGAUUGAAAAGAAACAGCAAAAUCUAAUCAAUUCGAUCAAGAACUUGGGGUCGACGCUAGAGGCUUUACUGCAGGAGAUGGGAAAAUGUGGUCAGUCUGUUAGCUUCGAAUUUUCUUAAUC
Cylicostephanus goldi is the source of this 281-nucleotide messenger RNA. Lineage: Eukaryota; Metazoa; Nematoda; Chromadorea; Rhabditida; Strongylidae. The record is from the annotation of a GenBank genome assembly.